AUGAUGAAGUUCUCCAAAUCCAAUUCGUGGACUUCUGAGAUUGAGAAGGUGGAGACAGGGGCUGAAGUCGAAUCCGAGAAUACCUCUUUGCAGGAGGUUGAGGCAGUGAAUGAACAGAAGACUCUAUUAUACAUCGACUUUCGGAUGCUCCCCUUACUAGCUCUCAUCUAUGCCUUUUCGCUGAUCGAUCGAAUCAAUCUGGGCUCAGCUCGAGUUGCUGGAAUGGGCCCGGCUCUCCAACUACAAAUUGGAGAACGAUACAGUAUCGCAACAUGCCUGUAUUUUAUCCCCUAUAUUCUAUUGCAAAUACCAGGAAAUGCCCUGUUACGGAUGACCGGCGUUCGUAAUUGGAUAACAUUCAUUGUCAUCGGCUGGGGCGCUGUUCAACUGGGAAUGGGUUUCGUAAAACACUGGGGACUUUUAACUCUAUGCAGAGUAUUGUUGGGUGUAUUUGAGGCUGGAUUCUUCCCGGCCAUGGUUUUCAUUAUAUCGACAUGGUACAAACGCCAUGAAGUGCAGAAACGGCUUGCUGCUUUUUACCUUAUGUCAAUCACUAUCAGUGGAUUCAGCCCGAUACUUGCAUAUGCGUUGAGCUUGUUGAACGGCAGAAGAAAUAUUGCUGGAUGGUCUUGGAUCUUUAUCAUCGAGGGCGCUUUCACGAUGUUUCUUGGAGUCCUCGGCUUCUUUCUCAUUCCCGACUUUCCCGAUAGAAAUACUUUCCUUUCCAAAGCCCAAACUGCUUUUGUUCUAAAAAGAGUCGAAGAGGACCGUGGAGAUUCUAGACCGGAUGAUAUCACAGUCCGCAAGAUAUUCCACCACCUUGGUGACUGGACGCUCUGGGUAUAUGGGGUCAUGUUUGCCUGUUCUACUCUCCCGGCAUACAUGUUGGCCUUUUUCAUUCCGAUUAUCCUCAAAGGCAUGAACUAUAGUACCACUGCCUCCCUCCUCCUGAGCGCACCUCCUUACGGACCUGCUUUCUUGUCCGCCAUGAUCUUCGCGUGGUUAUCCGACAAGACGAAACACCGUUCUGGUUUCAUCGCGAUCCAAGCUUGUAUUACAUUAGUGGGAUGUUGCAUGACGGCUUUCGCCAAGGCAGGCCCGACUCGCUAUGCAGGAACAUUCCUCAUCAAUGCAGGCAGUGCCGGGUGCAUUCCAGGUGUCUUAGCCCUGGGUGCCAACAAUGUCGUUUCUCACAGUAAACGUUCCGUUCAAACAGCCAUUACUAUUGCAUGGGGUGGCAUAGGCGGAAUUUUGGCAAGCACAGUAUUCCGUGAAAAAGACUCGCCGAACUACGUUCCAGGUUUGUGGGUCACGAUCGGUGCCCAGAUACUUAUGAUAUGCCUCGCGGGUAUCACAUGUUUACACUUCCGACGUAUGAACAGGCUUUCGCGAGAGGGUCGUUUGUCCGCACCACUCGAAGGGAAAGAUGGAUUUUUCUAUACAACGUGA
Messenger RNA from Marasmius oreades (fairy-ring Marasmius), 1449 nucleotides. RefSeq lists its product as uncharacterized. Gene Ontology annotation, cellular component: membrane. Gene Ontology annotation, molecular function: transmembrane transporter activity. The record is from RefSeq and is a predicted model, not a curated record. Gene Ontology annotation, biological process: transmembrane transport. The transcript is spliced from 14 exons. The coding region runs from base 1 to 1449 and encodes 482 amino acids. Lineage: Eukaryota; Fungi; Basidiomycota; Agaricomycetes; Agaricales; Marasmiaceae.